GUGACUGUGGCGGCGGUGGCGGCGGCGGCGCGGGGGAAUGGUCCCCGGCUCGGAGGGCCCGGCCCGCGCCGGGGGCCUAGUGGCCGACGUGGUGUUUGUGAUCGAGGGUACGGCCAACCUGGGGCCGUACUUCGAGGGGCUCCGCAAGCACUACCUGCUCCCGGCCAUCGAAUAUUUUAAUGGUGGUCCACCUGCCGAGACGGACUUCGGGGGAGACUAUGGGGGGACCCAGUACAGCCUGGUGGUGUUCAACACGGUGGACUGCGCUCCCGAGUCCUACGUACAGUGUCACGCUCCCACCAGCAGCGCCUAUGAGUUCGUCACCUGGCUCGAUGGCAUUAAGUUCAUGGGCGGGGGCGGCGAGAGCUGCAGCCUCAUCGCGGAAGGCCUCAGCACGGCCCUGCAGCUCUUCGAUGACUUCAAGAAGAUGCGUGAGCAGAUUGGCCAGACACACCGCGUCUGCCUCCUUAUCUGUAACUCGCCGCCGUACCUGCUGCCUGCAGUCGAGAGCACCACGUACUCUGGGUACACGACGGAGAGUCUUGUGCAGAAGAUUGGGGAGCAAGGGAUCCACUUCUCCAUCGUGUCUCCCCGGAAGCUGCCUGCCCUGCGGCUCUUGUUCGAAAAGGCGGCUCCCCCGGCCAUGCUGGAGCCUCUGCAGCCGCCGACGGACGUGAGCCAGGACCCGCGGCACAUGGUGCUCGUGCGGGGGCUCGUGCUGCCGGUUGGGGGUGGCUCGGCCCCAGGCUCCCUCCAGCCAAAGCAGCCCGUGCCCCUGCCUCCAGCUGCGUCCUCAGGCACCACACUGUCAGCAGCCCCACAGCAGCCUCUGCCCCCUGUCCCCCAGCAGUAUCAGGUCCCUGGGAACCUGAGCGCAGCUCAGGUGGCCGCUCAGAAUGCAGUGGAGGCUGCCAAGAACCAGAAGGCCGGGCUGGGCCCGCGCUUCUCGCCCAUCAACCCUCUCCAGCAAGCCACUCCAGGAGUGGGUCCGCCCUUCAGCCAGCCCCCAGCACCCCCACUGCCCCCAGGGCCCCCUGGCGCCCCCAAGCCGCCCCCUGCUUCUCAGCCCAGCCUGGUCUCCGCGGUGGCCCCUGGCCCGGGCCUGGCCCCCCCUGCGCAGCCCGGGGCACCGUCCAUGGCGGGCACAGUGGCCCCAGGUGGGGUGAGCGGCCCUUCCCCGGCGCAGCUUGGCACCCCAGCCCUCGGGGCGCAGCAGUCAGUCUCCAACAAACUCCUGGCCUGGAGCGGGGUCCUCGAGUGGCAGGAGAAGCCCAAACCCGCCUCUGUGGACGCCAACACCAAGCUGACGCGGUCCCUGCCCUGCCAGGUCUACGUGAAUCACGGCGAGAACCUGAAGACAGAGCAGUGGCCGCAGAAGCUGAUCAUGCAGCUCAUCCCCCAGCAGCUGCUGACCACCCUGGGCCCUUUGUUCCGGAACUCAAGGAUGGUCCAGUUCCAUUUCACCAACAAGGACCUGGAGUCCCUCAAAGGCCUCUAUCGCAUCAUGGGCAAUGGCUUCGCGGGCUGCGUGCACUUCCCUCACACGGCCCCCUGCGAGGUGCGCGUGCUCAUGCUCCUCUACUCGUCCAAGAAGAAGAUCUUCAUGGGCCUCAUCCCCUACGACCAGAGCGGCUUCGUCAGCGGCAUCCGGCAGGUCAUCACCACCCACAAGCAAGUCCAGCAGCAGAAGCUGGAGCAGCAGCGUGGGAUGGGGGCCCAGCAGGCACCCCCCAGCCUGGGCCCCAUUCUGGAGGACCAGGCGAGGCCCUCGCAGAAUCUGCUCCAGCUCCGCCCACCACAGCCCCAGCCUCAGGGCACCGUGGGGGCCUCUGCGGCCACCGGGCAGCCCCAGCCCCAAGGUGCUGCCCAGGCCCCGCCAGGUGCCCCCCAAGGCCCUCCUGGAGCGGCCCCUGGCCCGCCCCCUCCUGGACCCAUCCUUCGGCCCCAGAACCCUGGGGCCAACCCCCAACUGCGGAGCCUCCUCCUCAACCCACCACCGCCCCAAACCGGGGUGCCCCCACCCCAGGCCUCCCUCCACCACCUCCAACCACCAGGGGCCCCUGCACUGCUGCCCCCACCGCACCAGGGCCUGGGGCAGCCCCAGCUGGGGCCCCCACUCCUGCACCCACCGCCCGCCCAGUCCUGGCCUGCACAGCUUCCCCCACGGGCCCCACUGCCAGCGGCAAAACGCAAGAGAGAACGAGAGGGCCACGUGUUUCGAGAAAAAUGGGAACGAGACUAUUUCUUUGUGGAAGUGAAGAGCAUGCCAACGUGUUUAAUAUGCAAAAAAAUCGUGUCUGUGUUGAAAGAAUACAACCUAAGACGUCAUUAUGAAUCAAAGCACAGUAAGAGCUUCGACCAAUAUACAGAACAGACUCGAGAGGCGAUACUCAACGAACUGAAAAAGAGCCUCAAAUGUCAGUAGGGUUUUCUCUGGAAAGCAAGUAACAGAAAUGGCGCGGCCGCGACACACGGUUCCAGGAUAACGUGAAAAGAACUACCCGGGCAUGAAAUCCUACAGACGGUGAGUUUAGAAAGGAGCAGAGUGACGUGUCCACAGAAACACACGUCUGUUUAGACGAUUAUUUCAGUCUGACAGGCAUUCGCAUCGCACGGUGAGUUGAAGAUAAAUCCAGAAGAUUCACAAUUCCAGUUGCUUGAAAGAGUCAAAUCCAUUGUGGCCUUUUCUAUCGCUGCUCGUGAACUUUUACCACCCAGUUAGCUUUAUUUAUUUGUGGUGUUGAGAAUUUGGAUGUGACCGAAGAAGUCUGUGACACGGUGCCAAGGCAGGCCCAACACUGGGAAACGACUUAUCUUUUGUGUAUUAAGAGAAAUGAAAAGUUUCACGUAGACUGGUCGGAAUUCCUAAGCACAGCUACAGACGGUUGUGGUAAUCUAAUGAUCUGUCACACAGAAACUGAUCAGGACACUUCGAUCCAAGGUGGCAACAUUUGGCGAGGACGCAAAAGUCUGGUCAUUGCAUCAACCACCAAGAAUUGUGCUAAGAAAUUAAAUGGAACACACCAUGGACGUCCUCAACACUGUACUCGAACCACAGGCGAGUUGAUGUUGAAUUUGACCUGAUGUAAUUUACAGAAGUUCCGUGACCCGGUCGUCACACAAUGGUGUGAAAGAAAUCUGAACUGUUGAAAUCAAUCUAUUUGGUUCAUUUCAAACGAGGUAAAAGCCACAUCUUGGUUCCUCUGAGAAGGUCGGUCAGAGAGUUCUGGUCAAGGUUACAACCCUUCUAACCACGCUAUUUCUCCACAAGGACGUUCACAAAAAGCUACUUGAAUGUAUGAUCGUGUUUGCCUGGUCCUGGCAAAAAUGGGGAAGCCGUUGGCAAGAAAUAAUCUGACUCCCUCUGCUGCAUUGGUUUCCCGAAACGAAAGAGAUGGCCCGGACCGUAUUAACCCGGGUCGUGGAGUUGAAGACCAAAUGCCCCCAAAGGCUGUCUGCAUCCAGACUUCGUGAAAAGGAACCAACGCUGUCCAGUUCGCCUUUGUUGGUGAGUGUCGAUCGUGUGAGUGCAGACCACAAAGAGGAGUUACAGAACUGCAGUGCAAUAGGGUGCUGGUUCCUAAAUGUGAUUCUGUUGGAAGAUCCCAGCCCUACAACUCUCUUCCAGCGGUUGUUCCGAAUCUCCACAUCUGGAAGUACCCGUGCUGUGAACAGCUGUUUUCCGUUACAAAGUGAAUCAAAUUCCAUACCGCUCCCGGUUUAAGGAUCCCAAGUUGAAUUCUAAACUGCCCACACCACCACGACGUCCAGGGUCUGACGCCGACAGCUCGGGGCGGAAGGGAGGAUGUCAGCCUUCCAACUUCAAAGGAGCAAAAGAAUUAUGAAAGAGAAAAUUUUCAUAACGAAAUAUUUCUAUUUUUUCAAUUUGUAUUUUUUCAAUUUUGAAUUUGAAAUAUAAAGUCCAGUCUCAUACAUGUUUGUAUCCUGUUCCAUGCAUUCACCAUAGUUCAGUAAAGAUACAAUUUGAUUAUA
This is a messenger RNA of Diceros bicornis minor, 3993 nucleotides long. RefSeq names its product mediator complex subunit 25 (gene MED25). The transcript has 18 exons. Gene Ontology annotation, cellular component: mediator complex; transcription regulator complex. Lineage: Eukaryota; Metazoa; Chordata; Mammalia; Perissodactyla; Rhinocerotidae. The record is from RefSeq and is a predicted model, not a curated record. The coding region runs from base 38 to 2425 and encodes 795 amino acids. Gene Ontology annotation, biological process: positive regulation of transcription by RNA polymerase II.